CGGACCUUUUAAACGGUGCUUUAAUCUCCUCAGUCGUAUAAUACUGGGUACACAAGAUACUUUGGUGAGGAAUUCAUUUUCAACAUCCCGAAAUCGGCUGAGGAAGCCGCAAUGGCGGAAGACGGAGAAGUGCUUGACAGUUGGGAAGAUCAAGAAGAUCAGGGCAUAUUGGACAAGCGUUUGGAUGAAAUGAAAGUUAAAGCUCCAAAAACAGCCACUGCCUCAGUUUUGGCAGCUGGCAUGAGAGAAGACACAGCUAGAACCGAGUACCAGCCUCAAGUCCGAAUACUGAAGAGGGACACUGUGUCUCCCAAAACUGUGAAUGCAACUAACAGCAAUCAGGCAGCCAAACCAAUGAAAACUCUGGAACAGCGUGAAGCUGAAUAUGCCCAAGCGAGACUGAGGAUCUUUGGAAGUUUGGAAGAACCAUCAGCUAAUGACGUGGAGGCAGGACAGGGGAGAUGAGAGACCUGCUGGAUUGGUCCAAAAGUUUGAGGUAUCCCCAGCCGACAAUGCCGUGUCUCGUCAGCCGAAAGGACCUGAUGGCACCCCUGGAUUCAAUCUUGAAAGAUAACGUCUUAAGAG
Haliotis rubra (blacklip abalone) is the source of this 585-nucleotide messenger RNA. Its product is annotated as SUZ domain-containing protein 1-like. Bases 112 to 465 code for a protein of 117 amino acids. NCBI's taxonomy places the organism in Eukaryota, Metazoa, Mollusca, Gastropoda, Lepetellida, Haliotidae. The record is from RefSeq and is a predicted model, not a curated record. The transcript is spliced from 5 exons.